UAUCAGUACUUGCGAGACGGACUGCAGUUUAUUGUCAGUUGACGUUGCUAAGGGCGAAAACAAGAAGCUCUCUCUCACUCUCACAGAUAGAAAGAAAUGGGUUGUGGAUCCUCCGUUGCAGUACUUCCUGAACAUGCGAUCACGUAUGAUAACGAGAUUCUAGAUAAGGCCGGCUCCAAAGAUGUGAAGUCGAGUGAAAGUUAUGAUUCUGGAGUCGGGUACGAGCUCGGAUCUAAAGAGUCUUCGUCAGUAAGUGAUGACUCUCUGCCAGACAUCAGACACUUGAAUGGUCCCACGUUUGCGGACAGGAAGCCACUUCCACCUCAUCCGUUCGAGGCCACCUUUACAGAGAGGCGGUUCCCUUCCCUCCGCCUCCCCAACGAGGUCAACAACGAGGUGGAGAACAUGCUCCAACCUAAAGAUAAAUCAGCAGAAAAUUUGGAGUUCGUUUGCGAAGAGUCAGAAACCACACAAAUCGCUUUUAUUGAGUCCCUGCCACGCCCUCCGACUCCAGAGUUUAUGAUAUCUGGCCAGCCAUUGAGACCACUGAGGGGAAUGCCUGUAAAAGCUAGUUCAUCGAAGAGAAACGAUAUUGAGACAGCUACCAUUCAGGCUAAGAGACAAAUCGUUCCUGGCACCCCGAAAGGAGAUCGUCUCCUCUACGAUCUUCACCGAUCAGCAGAUCACGACACACAAAUAGCAGCCCGACCCCCAAGCAGGGGUGGACUUGCUUUCGACCUAGUCUUCGGAGAGGAACAGGAACUUCAAGAUCGAGUAGAGAAAUUGAAGAAACGUCAGAAGGUCAAAGCUCCUAAAACACACAGGAAAGUGACUAGAUCACAGGUGCAGAAGAAACUGAUUGAGGCCGAACUCAGGCGACAACAGCAAACGCUGGACACGAUCACCAAAUUGUCAGAGACACAUAGCAACGUAGAUGAGAUCGGACAGAAAACCAACAAAAUGGAGGAAAUGAAACGCAUGGAAAUGAAACGAGCUCAACAAGAAGCGAUGGACAAAGCACUGGCUGCCCGAAAGCAGCACCUUACCGAAAUGAGGGAUCGUAUCCGAGCUAAGAACGACAAGAUUAAGCACGCCAACCAAAACAGAUUCGCUGGAAGACCUCCUACCUCCGACGGAAGGAAGAGCUCCACUCAGCUGCCAUCUUUACUUGGAUUCUAAUUUUCUAAUGGGUGAGUGGAAAUGGUUGAAGGGGGUUGGGGCGAACUUUUGGUUUUUGGUAUGUUGGAUAUGUUGGAUAUAUUAAGAAAUGGAUGACUCAGGGAUUCGUUAUAUCGUAUCGAUGAAGGAUUGGAGUAAACUGAAAAGGUUAUGGAAGUUUAUAAUGAGAUUUACAGUGGCUAUGGGAAAAAUGGGAUUUACAAUAAGUAAACUGGAUAUUGGAAGUUGUUUUAAGCAGAUGUACUGCUGUAUUGUAAUUGUAUGUUAAUGAAUUAUUUGUAGACAUUUUGUACUUUUGUAUAAACACUUGAGACUAUUUUGUACACCGAAAUAUUUGCGAGUAUGUUUUUAUUAACA
Messenger RNA from Bolinopsis microptera, 1536 nucleotides. RefSeq lists its product as uncharacterized. The transcript is spliced from 9 exons. Bases 97 to 1179 code for a protein of 360 amino acids. The record is from RefSeq and is a predicted model, not a curated record. Gene Ontology annotation, biological process: regulation of microtubule polymerization or depolymerization. NCBI's taxonomy places the organism in Eukaryota, Metazoa, Ctenophora, Tentaculata, Lobata, Bolinopsidae.